Molecule: messenger RNA, 1080 nt
Organism: Penicillium odoratum
Lineage: Eukaryota; Fungi; Ascomycota; Eurotiomycetes; Eurotiales; Aspergillaceae
Product: zinc-binding alcohol dehydrogenase family protein
Exons: 2
Coding region: 1-1080 (359 amino acids)
Molecular function (GO): oxidoreductase activity, acting on NAD(P)H
Source: RefSeq, a predicted model, not a curated record
AUGGAGUUUACUGAAAAAAUCCCGGAUUCUCAGACAGCAGUCAUUCAGCAUGACGAUGGAGUCCUAAAAGUCACCCAUGGCUUGCCCAUUCCAAAACUUAGUUCUCAUCAUCUCCUUGUGUCGACCAAGGCAGUGGCUCUGAAUCCCUGUGAUUUUAAAAUGCCCCUAAGAUUUCCCACCCCGGGUCUUUGGGACGGUUGCGACUUUGCGGGCAUCGUUGUUGCAUUGGGAAGCCAGGUCGCUGCAGAUGGUCGAUUCCACCUUGGAGACCAUGUUUUUGGGGCAGUUCAAGGCUCCAAUCAAUCCGACCCUCAAUCUGGUGCAUACUGUCAGUACAUUCGUGUCGUCGCGGACUUCACGUUCCAUAUUCCGAAAGAAAUGUCCUUUACAACCGCCCCAGGCUUAUCAGGAACGGCAAUCGCAACCCUCGGGGUGGCGCUGUUUUGGUCACUGCAACUUCCAGGAAAGCUGGAUGAUCCAGCUAGCAAAAGAGAGGAUGUUUUUAUUUAUGGUGGAAGCAGCACCAUUGGGCUGCUUGCCAUUCAAAUGGUGAAGCUGUGCGGCCACCGGGUCAUUACAACGUGCUCCCCUCACAACUUUGACCUGGUCUGUCAGUACGGAGCCGAUCUUGUGUUUGACUACAAGCUUCCAACUUGCGCGAAAGACAUCCGGGACGCAACCAAGAAUACUCUUCGAUAUGUGCUGGAUCCCUUUUCUGAGGUGAAAACAUUGCGCAUAUGCCAGGAAGCAAUGGGCCGGACUGGUGGUCGCUACUGUGCCUUGGAACAAUACCAAGACGACCUCUUCACACGCAAAACCAUCAAACAUGAGCUGGUCAUGGGAGGUGCUAUAUCUGGUGAGGGUGUAAAACUUCCGGAGCCAUACGGUAUUUCGCCCCGUCCGGAAAUUGGGGAAUGGGCUCGAGGCUGGUACCAAUCCGUUCAGCAACUUAUUAUUGCCGGAAAGUUGAGUCCUGCUCCCGUGGAGAUCAUUCCGGGGCGGUUCGAAGGUGUCCUCGGCGGGUUGGAUACUCUUAAAGCGGGUAAGGUGUCUGGAAAGAAGCUUAUUGUCGCUAUAUAA